GAGUUUCAACUAUUUUAAAGUACAAUGAACGAUCUAAUAAAUUUUCUUUUGGAAAUUUCAUAGCUGAUCUUUGCCGAAACGAUUUAAUUUUAUGAUAAUCGCAAUUUUGACAAGUAGAUUCUGAUUAAAUCACAUUUCCAAUAGGACAAAACUAAACCAAAAAAUAUAAAAGAAAACGUGAUGUUGAAAUGUGGAAGUUAUUAUACCGUUUCAAAAACAGCUGAUAUUUUCGAUUAGUAAUGUGGAGCAAAUUCAGAAGAAAGACAGAAUAUUAUCAUAAAAUAUUAUAUCAAUGUUAUUAUGCGCCCUGAAACUAAAUAUUUGGGAAUAUCAAAUCCUGAAAUGGCCCGAAGUCUUUGCGACGUUUGCCGACCAUGUUUCGAGAGCAUUUGCGGCGAACAGAAUGAUGAGGAUCGAGGACUUUUGAUAUCGGAGGAAGUUGAAGACGUUUCUCAAAUUCCUCAAUUUGUUUCAAAAUUUUACACUCCUUUAAAAACUGGAUCGAUCAUUGAAGUGCGAGGAUAUUUACCAGAAGAUAGUGAAAGGUUUGCAAUAAACUUGUGUUCGGGCGAAGCAGGUGAGGACAUCGCGUUUCAUUUCAAUCCGCGCCUAUCGCAAAACUACGUGGCUCGCAACUCGAGGCGCACCGGCGAGUGGGGCCAGGAAGAAUCCGCAUCGGCCCUUCCGUUCACGAUAAGACGAGGCGCAGAGUUUGUCAUCACCAUAUUCGUUGCUAAAGAUGAUUAUCUAGUUGCUGUCAACGGCGAACAUUUUUGUGGUUUCGCGUUUAGGGCACCUCUUAAAAUAACCAAAUUAGUGCGUGUAACUGGAGAUGUACGAGAUAUUCGAGUCCAGCAAAGAUCGUCGGACUAUUAUCCGGAAGUUUUGCCUGAUAUAUUGGACGUACAAAGCCAAUGUGAAAAUGAAAACGAACUCCAAACAUCAAACAAAGAAAACUUGCCAGUACCGUAUUUGGCCAGUAUUCCAACUGAGUUCCUAGCAGGGAAGCAGCUACAAAUACGAGGGCGAUUAAAGAUUCUGCCACAUUCAUUUUUCAUAAAUAUUCAAAGUACAGCUUAUAUCUACCCACACCCACAGAUUCUUCUGCAUAUCAACCCAAGAUUCGGUGAAGUGGGUGGCGUACAUACAAUUAUCAGAAAUUCGUGGCUAAAUGGUUCUUGGGGCGUCGAGGAAAGAUCGCCAGUUAAAAAUUUUUGCCCUGGGAAGUAUUUCGAAAUGGGAAUUAAAGCUGAUCUUGGCUUCUAUACAAUAACAGUGAAUGGCAUAAUUGUAGCUGAAUUUCGCUCAAGAGUUAGUUGCACACUUGCAAAAUAUUUAUAUAUUCAAGGCGAUGUGGAAAUUUAUUCCGUUUGCUUGAAUAAACCUGUUGUUCCCUAUAGUAACACAUCAAUGUCUGAAAUUCCAGACGAUGACGACUAAAAACUUUGUUCCUUGUAUAUUCUAAUGCACUGUCCAUAUUGUAAAUAUUGAUGUUUGUAUAUAUAGUACUUUUAUAAUACUAAACUUUUUGUAUACUUGUAUAUAACUAAAGAAUCAUAUGUAGAAUAGAGAAAAUUAUAUGCUCAUGUUAAUAGAUAUUUUAAAUAUAUAAAAUGUUAAUUGUUAUGUUACUGUGUCAAUUAUUGAUUAAGAAUAGUCAAUUGUAUUUAUACAUAACAAAGCUGAUCUAUAAUUUCAAACUAAUAACAUGAGAACACUGCAUUUGUAUCUGGAAACCUUAAUGCAUAAGCAAGAACUGAAUGGUUUCAUAGCACUUCACAACUGCAUAUACCAAAUUAUUCCCAUUCUAUUUCCCGUGACAUGAAAUAUUUGGAUUCGAUUGGUAAUGUCCAGUUUUCAUUCAAAUUAUUUGUCACUCUAGUCGCUAUACCCAUGAUACUUUAACAAUAUAUUGACCAUAAUAAUGUUAAAUAAAUAAAAAUAUCCUAUAAAUGAAAAACUAUAAUAUGAAAUAUUUGAUUGAAAUUGUAUAGAAAAAGACUAAUAAAACCUUCUGAACAUAAGAAUAUGUAGCCAUACAAAUGUAAUAAAUAUAAAUUUAAAUACUUUAAUAAAAA
Molecule: messenger RNA, 2078 nt
Organism: Ctenocephalides felis (cat flea)
Lineage: Eukaryota; Metazoa; Arthropoda; Insecta; Siphonaptera; Pulicidae
Product: galectin-4-like
Exons: 6
Coding region: 301-1440 (379 amino acids)
Molecular function (GO): galactoside binding; carbohydrate binding
Source: RefSeq, a predicted model, not a curated record